Messenger RNA from Penicillium riverlandense, 1452 nucleotides. RefSeq lists its product as uncharacterized. Lineage: Eukaryota; Fungi; Ascomycota; Eurotiomycetes; Eurotiales; Aspergillaceae. Gene Ontology annotation, cellular component: nuclear pore. The record is from RefSeq and is a predicted model, not a curated record. Gene Ontology annotation, molecular function: structural constituent of nuclear pore. Gene Ontology annotation, biological process: nucleocytoplasmic transport. The coding region runs from base 1 to 1452 and encodes 483 amino acids. The transcript is spliced from 3 exons.
AUGUUUGCGCCCAAGGCUUCCACGGGUGGCCUGUCCAUCAACACAGGCUCGGCCAAUUCUUUAUUUGGCGGUGCCAACUCACAGACUACAAAUUCCACUUCUACGCCCGGGACAUCAACCACAGCCGGGGGUCUUUUCUCAAACCCCGGGGCCGCUACAACACAAAACAAACCCGCGGGUGGGCUAUUCGGAGGAAAUACGCAGCAGCCACAGAGCACUGGGUCCAGUAUGUUUUCCGGUCUGGGGGGUCAGCAGCAGCAGGCUGCCACAACGAGUGCCGGCGGACUGUUCGGGAGCUCGACAGCCACCACCUCCCAGCCACAGACAAGCAGUGUCUUCGGCGGUGCGGCGACUGCCAACACCAGCGCCCCUCAAAGCGGGACGACGGGUGGUGGUCUCUUUGGCGGAGGUCUAGGAGCCAGCACCACCGCGACACAGCCCCAGGCCAAACCGGCUUUCGGUGGACUGGGCGGUUCGACAACGACAGGUGGAGGUCUUUUUGGCGGAGCUCAGAGUACCAUGCAACAACCACAGCAGCAACAGCAACAACCGCAAAAGCCUACCCUCUCCCUCUUCGGCAACCAAAGCACUACCCAAGGCGCACAACAGCCUCUACAGCAAAGCGCCGCAGCUACCGGGACGGUGGUUCCUGGGGUGAAGGUGGAUGUCAGCAACCUGCUUCCCACGACCAAAUUCGAGAGCUGCGCUGACGAGAUCCGCAACCACAUCGAGAUUAUCGACAACUACAUCCUCAACCAAAUGAAAGUCUGUCACGAGGUGGCCGAUAUGCUCCCCACCAUCGAGAAGCAAGGCAACACGAUCCCCAAUGACGUCGAGUUCGUGCAAGGCAAGCUCGAGACCAUGCAACACGCGCUGGAGAAUGACGCGAGCGACAUCGAUCAGUUGCGCAACCUCGUCACGCGGGACGCAGCCGAGGCGCAGGUGGCUUUCCGGGCCGUCGACACGCUAAAACUGCCACUGCAGUACCAAUCGGCCGGCGGUGGGUGGUGGUCCGCGCAAGACCAAAAGGUCCCUGACCGACAAUCUCUGCGCUCGACCCGCAAGAACACCCUUGCUCUCCCGGAUGAUGUGGAGGGCGACUCCACCGCGACCAGUGUUAACGGCGUGCCGGUCAACCUGGUGGAUUACUUCUCGCAGCGAUCGGAUGAGAUGGGGACCGUGCUGGAGCGGUACAAGGGCAACCUGAAAGAGAUUGAAGAUCAUCUACACGGCGUGGAGUUGACAUUGAACCGCCAGAUCAACGAGUUCGUCAGCUCCAAGUCUCGCGAUGGCGCGAGUACUUCCACACCCAAGUCGUCGAUCAAUGAGCUCGCGGCCGUGCUGGGCGACGUGGAAGCGGGCAUCCUGGGUGUUGCGGCGCGGCUGGGCAGUGUGUCGGAGCGGGUGCAGGAAGUGACUUGGGGGCCGCCGUCUAUCGGAGAGGGACGGUAG